This is a messenger RNA of Pseudomyrmex gracilis, 5032 nucleotides long. It is a transcript of the gene CaMKII, whose product is annotated as calcium/calmodulin-dependent protein kinase type II alpha chain. The transcript is spliced from 19 exons. Gene Ontology annotation, cellular component: neuron projection; cytoplasm. Gene Ontology annotation, biological process: protein phosphorylation. NCBI's taxonomy places the organism in Eukaryota, Metazoa, Arthropoda, Insecta, Hymenoptera, Formicidae. Gene Ontology annotation, molecular function: calcium/calmodulin-dependent protein kinase activity; calmodulin binding; ATP binding. The record is from RefSeq and is a predicted model, not a curated record. Bases 175 to 2082 code for a protein of 635 amino acids.
CCGUCGUCGUCCCGGUGUUCGAGCAGCGCCGCGGCGGUUCCCCUCUAUUGAUCGAAUUGACCUGCGAAGUUUCCCCUAGCGCGUGUGUGCAGUACAGUGGCAGCCGGCAGUGGCUCUCUCGCGCUCGCGUUUUCCGAGUCCGGUGGUGCGGUUGAAUAAUCGUGAGGCCUCGGUAUGUCCGUGCCAACGGCUUGCACGCGGUUCAGUGACAAUUAUGAUCUGAAGGAGGAACUCGGCAAAGGUGCCUUCUCCGUAGUGCGACGAUGCGUGCAAAAGAGCACCGGUCACGAGUUCGCUGCCAAAAUCAUAAACACCAAAAAGCUCUCGAAUAGAGAUUUCCAGAAACUUGAGCGAGAGGCGCGGAUAUGUAGAAAACUGCAGCAUCCAAAUAUCGUGAGAUUGCACGACAGUAUACAAGAAGAGAAUUUCCAUUAUCUCGUCUUUGAUCUAGUCACCGGCGGAGAACUGUUUGAGGACAUCGUCGCCCGGGAAUUCUACAGCGAGGCCGACGCCUCGCACUGUAUUCAGCAAAUCCUGGAAAGCGUACACCACUGCCACCAUAACGGAGUUGUGCAUCGGGAUCUGAAACCGGAAAAUUUACUCCUCGCGAGCAAAGCGAAAGGGGCGGCUGUGAAACUAGCUGAUUUCGGCCUGGCGAUCGAAGUACAGGGUGAAGCACAGGCAUGGUAUGGUUUCGCUGGAACGCCCGGCUACCUCAGUCCAGAGGUGCUGAAGAAGGAGCCGUACGGGAAACCAGUCGAUAUAUGGGCGUGCGGUGUCAUCCUGUACAUCCUCCUCGUCGGCUACCCGCCGUUCUGGGACGAGGAUCAGCACCGACUCUACGCGCAGAUCAAGGCCGGAUCGUACGACUAUCCAAGUCCAGAAUGGGACACCGUCACGCCGGAAGCGAAGAAUCUCAUCAAUCAGAUGCUGACGGUGAAUCCGGGAAAGAGGAUCACCGCCAGCGAGGCACUGAAGCAUCCAUGGAUCUGCCAACGUGAGCGUGUCGCGUCUGUGGUCCACAGACAAGAGACCGUGGAUUGCUUGAAGAAAUUCAACGCAAGGCGCAAAUUAAAGGGCGCUAUACUGACGACCAUGUUGGCGACGCGGAACUUUUCCAGUAAGUAUGAUGCACAGGGUCGAAGCAUCAUCACGAAGAAGGGCGACGGCUCUCAAGUGAAAGAAUCUACCGACAGCAGCACAACGAUCGAAGACGAUGACGUUAAAGAGGAUAAGAAGGGCGGCGUCGACCGGAGCAGCACGGUCAUUGCCAAAGAACCCGAAGGUACACCCCCGAGCAGCCCCGCGACAAUGUCCGCGUUCUCCAAGGCGGUCGGCGCGGCCACGGCGGCGACAAACAAGCAGAUCCCGAACCAGACUCAGAUUCAGGGUACGGGCAACCCCCUCGGAAUUGCCGCGGUUCUCCUUCAAGGAGCCCAAGCUGGCAGCGCAGGAGGCAGCAGCGGUAGCAGCAACAACAGCCAGAACAGCCAGGUGGGAGGCGCGUCGUUGUCAUCGUCGGCCAGCACCAGUCACCAGGCCAACGCCAGCAACGGGCCGACGGCAUCGCGACGCCAGGACUCCUCGGCCACCGAACUGGAUGCGCGACGGAUGACAGACAGCAGCCGCUACGCCCGGAUCCGGAGCUCCGAGGAACUCGAAGACGCGCGCCGACAGGAAAUCAUCAAGAUGACCGAGCAGUUGAUCGAGAGCAUCAAUACCGGAGAUUUCGAGGCGUACACGAAAAUCUGUGAUCCACACCUGACCGCGUUCGAGCCGGAGGCUCUAGGUAAUUUAGUCGAGGGAAUGGAUUUCCACAAAUUUUACUUUGAUAAUGCAGUCCUGGGGAAGAACUGCAAGGCCGUCAAUACGACGAUCUUAAAUCCCCACGUUCACCUGCUCGGCGAGGACGCCGCUUGCAUCGCGUACGUCAGGCUGACGCAAUACAUGGACAAGCAAGGCGUAGCGCACACUCAGCAGAGCGAGGAGAGCCGCGUGUGGCACAAGAGAGACAACAAGUGGCAGAACGUGCAUUUCCACAGAAGCGCGGUGACGGGCCCGUCGCCGUUCUCCUUCAAAUAAAUCGGGCCGAGAGGGCUGUCCUGCUUGCCACUCUCGGGGCGGAGACACACGCGCUCGUCAUCCCCCUAUAGGGCAAAUGAAUUAAACGAACGUUAGGAAUAUAUAACGGAGCACAGAGAACGUACCCGGGAAUUUUCACACACUCACACGCAUACACAUACACAUACACAUACACACACAUAUAUAUUUAUAUAUAUAUGAAAACACACAUACAGAGAGACAAAACAUGAGGAGACGAAAGUUGCGAGGAGAACAACACACACAACGACGCGCUAGCGCGGCGAUUCGAGAGAGAGAAAACGCCGCGACACCAGAACGAAACCAGAAGACAUCACACGCAUCAUGUACACACGCAUGUCCCACCUUGAACAAAAAAAAUAAAAGUCUAGUGCUAAGCGCGACAAAAACCGAAACCCGCAAAGAUAUAUAUGCCGUGGUGAGAGACCACCACCACCGACAUGUAUGUAUUACUCGCUCCAGUACCUGCUCAGCGUACUUACUACUAUCUUCUUAACAUACACUUUAACAAAAAAAAAAAAAAAAACAAACAACGCGUGCACCACGCCACGUGUGCCUCAGAGAGAAACCUCGACGUGGGAAAUGACGCGCGCGCGACGAAAGAAAAAAGAAAAGAAAUAAAUUAGCGGGAGAUCAUCGGAAGCGCGUGAGAAAGAGGCGCGUAAAAUCGAUCGGCCGACUUUCUCGUUGGGGAUCGAUCGUUUCUCGACGAGCACCGAGGGAAUGACGCGCGAGAGGCGGAACGGAACGCCCGGCUAGCGAGAUGGAUCGCGCGACGGAGAGAGAGAGAGAGAGAGAGAGAGAAAGAGAAAGAGAAAGAGAAACAUAAAGAGAGAGAGAGAGAGGAAGGAAAGGAAAAGAGAAAGAUGUCUCGCUGCAUCCGAGCAUCGACGUCAGGUUUACACACACCGUCCUCGCAAAACUAAUUUCGCGAAAUUGGAAGCGAAUUCGAACGUCGUUGAAUACAUAUGUAUAUAUGUAUAUAUGUGUGUAUGUGCACGCGCGCGCGCGCGCGUGUGUGUGUGUAUAUAUACAUAUAUAUCGAGAAGAGACCGGAAGCGAGCAGAAGCUAGAUAACGAAGCAUCAUUCUACAAAGUCGACAGAGCGAAAACUGCAAUGCGCGACCGAAGUUAGUUUAAUCAACGGAGUCGUGUAAGAUAAAUCGUCGCGGCCAUUUGGCAGAGCAGAUGCUGGGAGAAGAGAGCAUCCAAUGGACGGGGAGGAGACACCGAUCGCAGUAUCUCUCGUUCAGACACGGCAAGUCGAAAGCUGUGACCGGUUCCAUGCGGGAGAUAUCGGGACGAAGAAGAGGAGAAGAUGUCUAAGCAGAGGAAGGGCGCAGAGGAAGUCGAGCGAUGACGGGGUCGACUCGGAUCGAUGCUGGGCAUCGACGGGGUCAGCAGCGGUCGAGAGACAGAACGAGAGGAGGAGGAGGAGAAGAAGAAGGAAGAGGGUAUUGAGGUUCCGACACGGAAGAGAAAACGGGGGGAUGAGAGGUGGAAACAGAGGCGACGUGGUGUAUAACGGACAGGCAGGGUGGAAUCGCGGUCGAAAGCUCGUGGCGAGCGGAAACAGCGGCGCCGUCACGGCGCCUCGUCGUGUUUACGUUAGACGCAACGCGUUCACCAGGACAUUCCUCCGCGCGCGUUCCUCUUUCGCUCUCUCUCUCUCUCUCAUUCUCUCUGACGUUUGCAAAGGGAAAAAAACCAUAUUCGACGCGUAUCCGAGGUGCAGUAUCUUAGACUCUGUUCCUGCCUGACGGGGACGGGGUUCACAGGUAAUCUCGGAAACAAUCUGAUAACGCGCGACGAUAGAAAGUCACGCGGAGUCUUCUCUUGACGAUGGAACGAGAAAUGAAAGAAAGAAGCGGGGGGACAGGAACAGAGUGUUGCCGAGACACGCGCGUCUCAGGUUUACUUCACUAACGAUAAGACUUUACGAAGUUUAGGGCUCUCGAUAGUUCAGGCGGCGUGGCGCUCUUGAUCUCACGAAUUGUCGAAUCGAAUCGCGAUGAAUCAUCGUCUCGCGAACUUGCUCGAGAAGAGAAAAAUUGGAAAGGAAGUAGCGUGUAAGAUAAACAAACAAAAAAAAAACACACACUAGCAGUCACGCCGAUAAACUUAAUGUAUACUCUUCUCUCCGGGAGGAAUUGCAUUUCUACUUAGCGGUGUGCUACAAGAAAGUACUUCGAGCUUCGUAUUUAACGUAGCGUAAGUUUAUAAGCUUCGAUUGAUUCUACUACACUACGAGAGAUUGCUGUCGCGUUUGAUGCAGCAGCAGCAGCAGCGUUCGAGCGCAGUAUAGCACACACACACACACACAUACACACACGAUCGCCACUUGCAAAGUAAUAAUUAACAACGCGAGAUACUAAACAAGAAAAAAUAAAUACUAAAUAAAAAUCCCUCACGAUCGUUCCUUCCGAGUAGCAAAAACGCAACCCAACUCUGCGACCACAAGUAAUAAAUUUUAAGAGACUCGCUGAGACACGCGGUGGUUUGAUUGAUUGCAUCUCGCUGCGGAAAGUAUUCUUCUUUCUCGCGCGCGCACACUCACACACACACACACAAACAUGUGGAAGUUCGAGCCGCAAAACACAACGCGAUUCCUCUCGAAGGAGAGAAAACGAGCGAUACGUCGGUCAGCGCCGCCGCCGCCGCUUAUCCUUGUGAGACAAUCUGACGAAUGUAGCUGUCGCGUACACACGCAAAACAAAAAAGAAAAAACAUGCAUAUAUUGCGAAUUCAAUCCGCCACCUUCUCCGCCUUGCCGUGCCUCGUAAUUUCAUUUUCUCGUCAGUCGCAUCCCCGAGUGCACGUAGGUGUGAGCGCGCACGUUUAAAACGAGAAGAAACACCGUAGACAGUCUUAAGAAGGAUUUUGCAUAAGAGAAGAAAGUCCUGAAAAGACGAAGCAAACAAUCGAAAAGCAA